AUGUUAGACAAGAAAGCAGACAAAACAGAGCUUCAAACAUUAAAGACAGAAAUACUUCAAACAUUAUAUCCUAUAGGCUCUAUUUAUACGUCAAUGAACUCUACCAGACCAGAAACAGUUCUGGGUUUUGGAACUUGGACUCAAAUAGUCGACAGGUUUUUGUAUUGUGCAAACUCUUCAAAGGAAACAGGUGGAAGUAAAACGAUUUCAGGUGAAAAUUUACCUGCACACAGUCACUACAUAGAUUUAAGUACAUCUCAAGCAGGUUGGCAUAAGCAUAGAUAUUGGGAUUGGUCAGCAAUGACAAAAGGUAAAGGAUAUGAUGUUAAAGACAACGUUAAGUUUGCUAUAAAUUGUUACUGGAGUAACACUGAGGGAGAAGGAAACCAUACACAUUUCGUUUCAGGAUAUACGCAAACAACGGGACAAAGUAAAGAAUACAUGCCACCUUACAUGACAGUUUACGCAUGGUAUAGAAUUGCUUAG
Messenger RNA from Trichomonas vaginalis G3, 486 nucleotides. Its product is annotated as phage tail repeat-like family. The coding region runs from base 1 to 486 and encodes 161 amino acids. Lineage: Eukaryota; Parabasalia; Trichomonadida; Trichomonadidae. The record is from RefSeq and is a predicted model, not a curated record. The transcript has a single exon.